Molecule: messenger RNA, 2857 nt
Organism: Trichechus manatus latirostris (Florida manatee)
Lineage: Eukaryota; Metazoa; Chordata; Mammalia; Sirenia; Trichechidae
Gene: MED7
Product: mediator complex subunit 7
Exons: 2
Coding region: 448-1149 (233 amino acids)
Biological process (GO): regulation of transcription by RNA polymerase II
Cellular component (GO): mediator complex
Molecular function (GO): transcription coregulator activity
Source: RefSeq, a predicted model, not a curated record
AUACGCAUUUAUUUAUAUUCUAUAUAUUUAUAUAUAUUUUCGACGUAGGUUUAGAGUUGGUAUAAUUUUGAAAAAUACGUUUUAUCGAGAUUUUCUAGUUUCUAUAUAAGCCAUAUGGAUGCUUUGUUUGUCUUAAGCGUUUAAAAAAAAAAAGGAACUGAGCUAUGAGCCUCUCUUUUUCCUGACAGAAAGUACACAGAGAAGCAAACUCACCUCCAAAACCAGCUACUGAUAAUGCGUGCUACUGGGAGGCCGCUCAGGCGCAAUAGCGACCUAGUGUUCUGAGGCGGGACUAGAGGCUCGGAGUAAAGACAGUCUUUUCAGCCAAUCAAAGGACAGCGUCGAAGAGCUUCUUCCUGGAGAAGGAGAGCGGAAAUCUGAUUUCGGUGGCGGUGACGAAGGUGGCUACUAGUGUAAACCUAGAGCUGAGGUUCCUGAUCUUCCACAAUGGGUGAACCACAGCAAGUCAGUGCACUUCCACCACCUCCUAUGCAGUACAUUAAGGAAUAUACAGAUGAAAAUAUUCAGGAAGGCCUCGCUCCCAAGCCUCCACCUCCAAUAAAAGAUAGUUAUAUGAUGUUUGGCAACCAGUUCCAAUGUGAUGAUCUUAUCAUUCGCCCUUUGGAAAGUCAGGGCAUUGAACGGCUUCAUCCUAUGCAGUUUGAUCAUAAGAAAGAACUGAGAAAACUCAAUAUGUCUAUCCUUAUUAAUUUCUUAGACCUCUUAGAUAUCUUGAUAAGGAGCCCUGGGAGUAUAAAACGAGAAGAGAAGCUAGAAGAUUUGAAGCUGCUUUUUGUCCACGUGCAUCAUCUUAUAAAUGAAUACCGACCCCACCAAGCAAGAGAGACUUUGAGGGUCAUGAUGGAGGUACAGAAACGUCAACGUCUUGAAACAGCUGAGAGGUUUCAGAAGCACCUGGAACGAGUCAUUGAGAUGAUUCAAAAUUGCUUGGCUUCUUUGCCUGAUGAUUUGCCACAUUCAGAAGCAGGAAUGAGAGUAAAAACUGAACCAAUGGAUGCUGGUGAUGGCAACAGUUAUACUGGACAGAAUGAACAACAGAGAGAAAAUUCUGGUCAUAGGAGAGACCAGAUUAUAGAGAAGGAUGCCGCCUUGUGUGUCCUAAUUGAUGAAAUGAAUGAAAGACCCUGAAGGAUGGUUUUUUUCCUUUUCUUUUGUCCUUUCAGUAAAUAGCAUUAUAUAUUGUUUUUCUUUUGUCCUUUCAGUAAAUAGUAUUAUAUAUUAGUUUAUUUUCUCAUGGACAGUCUGAAAAGAGGUAUAACUAAAAGCCAUGUAAGUGACUUUUAUCUUGACUCCAGCUUUGUCAAUUAUGAAAUGUUACAGGCAGUAAUUUCAGUUAAUAGCAAGUAUAGACAAAUUGAGUACCCCUGCAUUAAGAGUCAUCACCUUAAACAGCAAAAUGUUUGCUGCUAUUGUGUGGGACGUUCCUGUUUUUGGAGUUGCAGUAGAACUUUGAAGAUAUCCUCAGUAAUAGCAAGCUUUCAUUCUGGAAAAGUAGAUUUGUAAUUUGCUUUAAGUAUGAUAAAGGGUUUCAAGCUUUGUAAAUGUGAAAUUAUGAAAUCUUUAGACUUAUUUCACUUAAAAAUUUGCUUAACAUCUCUAAAAGGUAGUGUAACAUGUUAAAAGAGAGGAUGCCGUAGAGUUGAUGUAACAGCAACUUUAUUUUUCCUCAUGACUGCUACAAACCCACUGUCCCAGCGUUUUCUCCCCAUUCUGGAUGGAAUAUUGGGUGGGUUUCAUAACUGUUUUUUUUUCUCCCAGUCACCAGUCCUUUGGUUACUUUUAGUUGCAGACAAUUUUAGUAAAUUAAAAUGUUUAUGUAAUUAACUACACAUUUCCUUUAAAGCUAAGUUCAGACUUGCUUAAGGCUGAAGGCCGUAAUGGGGAAGGGGCUUGGUGGCAGAGACUGCUAGAUGUCCAUUAGAGGUUCUUGCUUCCUUGAGAGAACAUUGCUGAGAUAUGGCUGUACAGCCAGGGACUACAUUUCUGCAACCCUCUUGCAUCUAUGUCAGGCCAUGUGAAUAAGUUCUGGAUAAUGGAAUAUGGUUAUAGGAAUCCCAGCCUGCCCCAUAAAAAUUUCUUGGAUGAUUCUCCAUUCUCUUCUCUCAUCUGCUGGCUGGGUGGCCACACCUAGGAUAACUUUGGAAGCCCUUGAAGAUGGCAAAGGUUCAGUCAAUUUAGGUCUUUGCAUGACUAUGAGGCCCUCCCUUCGUUAAUCACCACCCCUCUCCUCCCAGCUGGUUAGACUUUAUGUGAGCAAGAAGUAAACUUGUUUUGAGCACCGAGAUUUUAUUUCUGCACUUUCUUCUCCCCUAACCGUUUUCUGCCAAGGUCUUGUUGGCAAGUCUGCCUUACAUCUGAGAAACUCUGCCUGCCAUUCUCUUAAUGUAGGCCAGUGGUUCCCAAAGCCUUGGACCAGCAGCAUUAGCAUCACUUGGGGACUUGUUAGAAAUGCAUAUUAUCAGGCCCUACUCGAGACCUACUGAAUCAGAAACUGGAGAUGGGACCCAGCACGCUGUGUUUUAACAGGCCCUCCAGGUAAUUCUCAUGCACACUAAAGAAGCACCUAUGUAGGUAAUGCCUUUUCCCAGAUGCUUGCUUUUGAUUCUUGCCUCAGCCCCUGGUUCCCAGCAUAGCACCCUUCAGAGAUUUGCUCUAUUAAGGUCUCGUUAGUCCUAGUGCUAGCAAAGUCCAGUUUAAAAUAGCUACAGACCAAUUCUGUGUGUCAAACAUUCAUGCAUCUUUUGCCUUCACAAAUUGUGGGAGUACAGGCUGUUCGCAAGUAGACACCCCUUUAUCAGAAAGGCAGCUGUUUGGCCAGUCUCCUGUCUUUUUUUUC